GGCAGGCUGGGCUGCCUUCCUUCCCUCAACUCCAGGCCUUCCAUGUGUUGGCAGUGCACAAGGACCACUAUGAAAAUCUGUACUGUGUGGUCUCUGGCGAGAAACACUUCUUGUUACAUCCACCCAGUGACCGGCCUUUCAUUCCCUAUGAUUUGUACACACCAGCAACCUAUCAGCUGACUGAAGAGGGCGCUUUUAGGGUGGUGGAUGAGGAGGCCAUGGAGAAGGUGCCCUGGAUCCCCCUGGACCCCCUGGCUCCAGACCUGCUCCGGUAUCCCAGUUACAGCCAGGCACAGGCCCUUCACUGCACGGUGCGGGCCGGUGAGCUGUUGUACCUGCCAGCCCUGUGGUUCCACCACGUCCAGCAGUCCCACGGCUGCAUUGCUGGCAAAGGUGCCGGGGACAUGCCUGCUCACUGUACGUGUCCUCCAGGCUAAUGGCUUGCCUUCCAAGGACCUAGUGACAUCCUCCGACUGCUAUGUGACUCUGGACCUGCCCACAGCCUCCAGCCACACGCUCCAGACACGCACAGUCAAGAACAGCAGAAACCCUGUCUGGAAUCAGAGCUUCCACUUCCGGAUCCACAGGCUGCUCAAGAAUGUUGUGGAACUGAAAGUCUUUGACCAGGACCUCAUCACUAAAGAUGACCCCGUGUUGUCAGUGCUGUUUGACGUAGGGACUCUGCGAGCUGGGGAAUCUCGGCGCCAGAGUUUCUCACUGAGCACUCAGGAGGACGGGCACCUGGAAGUUGAAUUUCGGCUGCAGAGUCUGACAGACCGUGAGGAACAGCUCAUCAGCAAUGGCAUCCUCGUGGCUCGGGAGCUGUUCUGUUUGCAUGUUCAACUGAAGAAGACAGGCGAGCCCGUGGGGUCAGAGAGCAGAAUUCAACUUGUGGUUGCUGGGUCCUGCGAGGGCCCACAGGAUGCCUCUGUGGGUGCCAGUUCUUUCUGCUUCCACUACCCAGCCUGCUGGGAGCAAAAUCUGAGUGUUCACCUGCAGGAUGACCCCCAGGAGCAGCUGAAGGUACCAUUACGCACUCUACCCUCUUCAGAGUUGGUGAGACUCGUCUUCCCGACGUCCCAGGAACCACUGAUGAGGCUGGAACUGAAGAAGGAAGAAGGACCAAAGGAGCUGGCAGUGCGGCUGGGCUGUGGGCUCUGCCCUGAGGAGCAGGCCUUCUUGAGCAGGAGGAAGCAGGUGGUGGCCGCUGCCCUGAAAAAGGUCUUACAGCUGGACCAAGACCUGCAAGAUGACGAGAUCCCUGUGAUUGCUGUUAUGGCCACUGGCGGUGGGAUCCGGGCCAUGACUUCUUUAUAUGGGCAGCUAGCUGGCCUGAGGGAGCUUGGUCUCCUGGACUGCAUCUCCUACAUCACUGGGGCUUCAGGGUCCACCUGGGCAUUGGCCAACCUUUAUGAGGACCCAGAGUGGUCUCAGAAGGACCUGACAGGGCCCACCGAGUUGCUGAAGACCCAGGUGACAAAGAGCAAGCUGGGCGCCUUGGCCCCCAGCCAGCUGUGGAGGUACCGGCAGGAGCUGGCUGAGCGUGCCCGCCUGGGCCACCCGACCUGCUUUACCAACUUGUGGGCCCUCAUCAAUGAGGCUUUGCUUCAUGAUGAGCCCCAUGAACAUAAACUGUCAGAUCAACGGGAGGCCCUGAGUCGAGGCCAGAACCCUCUGCCUAUCUACUGUGCCCUCAACAGCAAGGAGCGGGGCCUGACCACCUUUGAAUUUGGGGAAUGGUGUGAGUUCUCUCCCUAUGAAGUCGGCUUUCCCAAGUACGGGGCCUUCAUCCCCUCUGAGCUCUUUGGCUCCGAGUUCUUCAUGGGGCGGCUGGUGAAGCAGCUCCCUGAGUCCCGAAUCUGCUUCCUAGAAGGUAUCUGGAGCAACCUGUUUGCAGCCAGCCUCCAAGACAGCUUGUACUGGGCCUCGGAGCCCACCCAGUUCUGGGACCGCUGGGCUCAGGAUCAGGCCAGCCUGGACAAAGAGCAGGUCCCCCAUCUGAAGAUUGCAGAGCCACCAGCAACAGGUGGCAGGAUUGCCGAGUUCUUCACUGGCCUCCUGACAAAGCGGCCACUUGCCCAGGCCACCCACAACUUCAUGCGUGGCCUCCAUUUCCACAAGGACUAUUUCCACCACCCACACUUCUCCACCUGGAAAGCUACCAAACUGGACGGGCUCCCCAACCAGCUGACACCCAUGGAACCCCACCUCUGCCUCCUGGAUGUUGGCUACUUCAUCAAUACUAGCUGCCCACCCCUUCUGCAGCCAACACGGGAUGUGGACCUCAUCUUAUCACUGGAUUACAACCUCCAUGGAGCCUUUCAGCAGUUGCAGCUUGUGAGCCGGUUCUGCCAGGAGCAGGGCAUCCCUUUCCCACACAUCUCACCCAGCCCUGAGGAGCAGCGCCAACCUCAGGAGUGCCAUGUGUUCUGUGACCCCACCCAGCCCGAAGCCCCAACCGUGCUGCACUUCCCUCUGGUCAAUGACUCCUUCCAGGACUACUCGGCCCCUGGGGUGCCACGGACACUGGAGGAGAAAGCAGCCGGGAAAGUGAACCUGUCUUCUUCUGACUCCCCGUACCACUACACAAAAGUGACCUACAGCCAGGAGGAUGUGGACAAGCUAUUACGCCUGACACAUUACAACAUCUGCAACAACCAGGAACGGCUGCGGGAGGCCCUACACCAGGCCGUGCAGCGGCGCAAACGGCGCACCCAGCAGCACAGGUCUGAGUGACAGCUGGGGUUCCCUGGCAGGGUUUCCAUCUGGGAACCUGUGACCCUCCGCUCCUUCCCCUCUGCUCUGACUUGAAGACCAGCAUCACCAAGUGCCCCAGAGCCUCUGAUGUCCAGGCACAGCUCCAGAGACACGUGUCUGGAAUCUCCAGCGGUGGCACUGAGCCUGCCAGCAGCCCUGUCACAGAGUCGAGGCUGUGAGCUGCAAGGAGAGACGCUAGGGCCUAGCAUGCGGAAUGGCUUAACUCACCCCUGGGAUGGAGGGAUGGGACGGUGCUGGUUGCAUGACAGGACACUGUGACAUGUUUCAGGGUUCUUAUAAAUGGGAGAUGCUCAGGUGGCCUUGUCCCAAGAUUA
Arvicola amphibius (Eurasian water vole) is the source of this 3092-nucleotide messenger RNA. Its product is annotated as cytosolic phospholipase A2 beta. The coding region runs from base 208 to 2736 and encodes 842 amino acids. The transcript has 22 exons. Gene Ontology annotation, biological process: glycerophospholipid catabolic process. Gene Ontology annotation, cellular component: cytosol. Gene Ontology annotation, molecular function: calcium-dependent phospholipid binding; calcium ion binding. Lineage: Eukaryota; Metazoa; Chordata; Mammalia; Rodentia; Cricetidae. The record is from RefSeq and is a predicted model, not a curated record.